Molecule: messenger RNA, 617 nt
Organism: Gossypium raimondii (Peruvian cotton)
Lineage: Eukaryota; Viridiplantae; Streptophyta; Magnoliopsida; Malvales; Malvaceae
Product: protein RALF-like 33
Exons: 1
Coding region: 100-465 (121 amino acids)
Source: RefSeq, a predicted model, not a curated record
AAAGCCACCAAACUGAAGCAGCAAAGAAGAAAGCAGAAAAAGAAAAGAAAAUCAAAAGCCAAAACAUCAAAACCCAGAAAUAAAGAUUUUGAAUUUGCAAUGGCGGUACUCAACUAUAAGCUCGUUGUGAUCUGCGCGACGCUCAUGGCAGCAGCUGCGGCGGCGGUAAUGACUGUUGAUGCGAGUGGGGACCACCACCUGCAACACCCGAUCCUGGGGUGGAUACCGACCAGAUCGCCAUGCAAGGGCUCCAUAGCCGAAUGCUUAGCCGGGGAAGAGUUCGAGCUGGAUUCGGAGAUCAGCCGGCGCAUUUUAGCCACCACCAGGUACAUCAGCUACGGCGCGCUUCAGAGGAACACCGUUCCUUGUUCCCGGCGUGGCGCUUCCUAUUAUAAUUGCAAGCCUGGUGCUCAGGCUAACCCUUAUAACCGUGGGUGCAGCCGUAUUACCAGGUGCAGGGGCUGAACUCUUUUCUUUUUAAACAUGGUUUGUUAUACAUGAAAAAAAAAAAGGAUAUUGGUUGGUAGUGAAUCUGGUAAUUUACUUUGAUUUUGCAUAUCUCUGCAAACGAUUAUUGUUACUAUUUACUUAAUACUUUUUUUUUCUUGCUCACAAAA